Messenger RNA from Rattus norvegicus (Norway rat), 4390 nucleotides. Lineage: Eukaryota; Metazoa; Chordata; Mammalia; Rodentia; Muridae. The record is from RefSeq and is a predicted model, not a curated record.
AGGACAAAACCAGAGGCACCUCAGGCUCCAGGGUAGGGGCUGGGUAAAGGUGGGGGCAGGGAGGGCUAAAUCUGGCCUGCCAAUGAGUGGCAGUAGCAGCUGCGGCCCCACCCGGCUCUGCCCCCUGGCACGGUCCCUCCCCUUGGUUCUUUGGCUGAGGCCUGUCCGACCGGUUUGGGCUGUCCUGGAGCAGCUGCAGCGGGUGGCGGCUGUGUCCCGGAGAGCUCCGACAGCCCGGGCGCCGUCAGGGCUGCACCGCAGGAAUGGGGAAGGAUUCGCAGCAUUACUACGGGAAGCACGGGACGCCUCAGAAAUAUGACCCCACCUUUAAAGGACCCAUUUACAACAGGGGAUGCACGGAUAUCAUUUGCUGUGUGUUGCUCUUCCUGGCCAUCGUAGGCUACGUGGCUGUGGGCAUCAUAGCCUGGACCCAUGGAGACCCUCGGAAGGUGAUCUACCCCACUGAUAGCCGGGGCGAGUUCUGUGGGCAAAAGGGAACAAAAAAUGCGGACAAACCAUUCUUGUUUUACUUCAACAUCGUGAAGUGUGCCAGCCCCCUGGUCCUGCUGGAAUUUCACUGUCCCACCCCUCAGAUCUGCGUGAAGCAGUGUCCAGACCGCUAUCUCACCUUUCUGAGUGCGCGCAACUCUCGCGACUUUGACUACUACAAGCAGUUCUGUGUGCCCGGCUUCAAGAACAAUAAAGGGGUAGCUGAGGUGCUCAGAGAUGGGGAGUGCCCAGCGGUUAUCAUCCCCAGCAAACCCUUGGCCCAGCGGUGCUUCCCGGCCAUCCAUGCCAGCAAAGGGGUCCUCAUGGUGGGCAAUGAGACGACCUAUGAGGACGGACACGGCACCAGGAAGAAUGUUACAGAUCUAGUGGAGGGUGCCAAAAAGGCCAACAAGGUUCUAGAGGCCCGGCAGCUCGCCAUGCAGAUUUUUGAAGAUUACACUGUAUCCUGGUACUGGAUUGUCAUAGGUCUGGUCAUCGCCAUGCUGCUGAGCCUCAUGUUCAUUGUCCUGCUGCGAUUCCUGGCAGGCGUCAUGGUCUGGGUGAUGAUCGUCAUGGUGAUUCUGGUACUUGGCUAUGGCAUAUUCCACUGCUACGCGGAGUACUCGAGACUCCGUGGAGAGGCAGGCUCCGACGUCUCCCUGGUGGACCUUGGCUUCCAGACGGACCUCCGAGUGUACCUGCACUUGAGGCAGACUUGGAUGGCUUUCAUGAUCAUUUUAAGCAUCCUGGAAGUGGUCAUCAUCCUGUUACUCAUCUUUCUGCGCAAAAGGAUCUUGAUCGCCAUAGCCCUCAUCAAAGAAGCCAGCAGGGCUGUGGGACAUGUCAUGUGCUCCAUGCUCUACCCACUGGUGACUUUCUUCCUCUUGUGUCUCUGCAUUGCCUACUGGGCCAGCACUUCUGUCUUCCUGUCUACCUCUAAUGUAGCCGUGUACAAGAUUGUUGAUGACACGCCCUGCCCACUUUUGGGGAAAACCUGCAACCCAGAGACCUUCCCAUUGAAUGAGAGCCGCCAGUGUCCUAAUGGCCGCUGUCAGUUUGCCUUCUAUGGCGGCGAGUCGACCUACCACCGUGCCCUGCUGGGCCUGCAGAUCUUCAAUGCAUUCAUGUUCUUCUGGCUAGCCAACUUCGUGCUAGCCCUGGGCCAGGUGACACUGGCUGGAGCCUUUGCCUCCUAUUACUGGGCUAUGCGAAAGCCCGAUGACAUGCCUGCCUUCCCCCUCUUCUCUGCUUUUGGCCGCGCACUCAGGUACCACACGGGCUCCUUGGCUUUUGGCUCUCUUAUCCUAGCCAUCGUGCAGAUCAUCCGAGUGAUGCUGGAGUACCUGGAUCAGCGCCUGAAAGCUGCACAGAACAAGUUUGCCAAGUUCCUCAUGGUCUGUCUCAAGUGCUGCUUCUGGUGCCUAGAGAAGUUUAUCAAAUUCCUGAAUAGGAAUGCCUACAUCAUGAUUGCUAUCUAUGGCACCAACUUCUGCACCUCAGCCAGGAACGCCUUCUUCCUGCUUAUGAGAAAUAUCAUCAGGGUGGCCGUCCUGGACAAAGUUACAGACUUCCUCUUCCUGUUGGGCAAACUUCUGAUUGUGGGUAGCGUGGGCAUCCUGGCCUUCUUCUUCUUCACCCAUCGGAUCAGAAUUGUGCAAGACACGGCCCCACCUCUCAAUUAUUAUUGGGUCCCCAUACUGACAGUGAUCAUUGGCUCCUACUUGAUCGCGCACGGCUUCUUCAGCGUCUAUGGCAUGUGCGUGGACACACUGUUCCUCUGUUUCUGUGAGGACCUUGAGAGGAAUGACGGCUCUCAGGAGCGACCCUACUUCAUGUCGCCCGAGCUGAAAGACAUCCUAUUGAAGGGGAGUUCGCAGGCGGGCAAGCAGGAGGAAGUUGAGGAGGAGUAGAGAGUGAGGGAGACUGGCAAGCUGGCCAGUGGGCCUCUGGAGACCGGGUUUGUGCAUGUGAUGGUGCUUCUUUGACUGGGAACGUGGGGCUCCUGUAGUCCUUCCUCAUCCCUUUCUUUUGCAAAACUAGGCAGUCAUCCUAUCCCGGAGCCGAAAGCCCAUCCAUCCUCUCACUGGGGCGUUUAGUCGGAGACUCAGCCGCUGAGCCACGCCCCCAGUCUCUUGGAGGGUGGGGGGACUAGGCAGGGGCUCAGCCCCUGAGCCACGCUCUCAGCCCCUCUCUGGGUAAUGUUAGGCCGUAGCUGUCCCCAGCCCCUCGCUGGGGGAUGCUAGGCAAGUGUUCUGCCACUAAACUAAGCCCUGGCCUUGUUAACUUUGUAGUUUGAGACAAUGUCUCACUCGGUUGCCCAGGCUGGCCUUGACCUUAAGGUAGUGAAAGCAGGCCUUGAGGCUGGCGUUGUUCUGUUUCGGCUUCUUAAAUACCUUGGGUAACAGACCUUUGCUGCUACGCCCUGUGCUCCUGUGUGUUGCGUUCUAACCCUGAGGCUUCUCUACGGCCCUCUGUUCCCCUGUUCCCCGUCCCCAACCCCCACGCCUUCCUGUCAACUCCCUCUCACAUCACGUGCUUUGGGGCUCUGUCCACAGUGGAGGAUCUGGAGAGAAACGACGGCUCAGCCGAGAGGCCUUACUUCAUGUCUUCCACUCUCAAGAAACUCCUGAAUAAAACCAACAAGAAAGUAGCAGAAUCCUAAAGAUGCCUGCCGCCCAGCCCUCUCAGGACGCUGUGAUCCGGUGCUUGCUGUGCAGCUGGGUCCCAGUUCCCAGCUCAUCAGACUUGUGUAACGUCACAUCACUGCCUCUCUGCCACCCUCCCCGAGUCCCCAUUUCCAGGGACCCAGAGGAAUUGGGGCAUCUCUGUCCUAUGCCAAAGGGCACUUGGGAGUUUUCGGUGCAGCCCUGGGAAAUGGGACAGAAUGGGUCUCUCCAAUCCUUGCUGGCUCAGACGGUGCCAAUAUGGCGAAGCGACUUGAAGUUGAGGAUGGGAGAUGGCCCGAGGAUGUGUGCAGCCAACUUCUUUGUAUUUCGGUAACCCUUCUGGCCAAGAGGGGAAGACUGGAUGAGACGAGCUCAAUGAACACUAGCUCCAAGCUUCCUAGCCAGAAUAAAACUGGAUCUCCACGACUGGCUGAUGUCGCCUAAGGGCCAACAAAUAACAUGUCUCACUCUUAGUCCUUUGCAGCCUAGACAGACGGUAAGAGGCCCACCUGCUUCUCUUCCACCAGGCUCCAUAGCUGAGUGGAGUCACCAAGAGUGCCUUCACAUGUAACCCCACCUCCAGCCUGGGGUGGCUGGGGUCACAGGAAGGAGUGUGUACCCAGAACUGGAGGAGUUUUCCAGAUAAACAUCCAUCCGGGAGGAGGGCCCUGUGCAAGGAACGAGAGCGGUGGUGGGGGUUGGGAGUGGCUCUGGAAAACAGGCUUCUGUACUUAGAUCCUACAGAGUACCUUUGACUGAUGGCUUCCAAACGGAAAACUUGAGGUUGGAAAAUGAGUGAAAAUAGGGUCUGCCUCCCCACCCCUCUCUCUUCCAGUAAUACACACUGCCCUCUUUGUGAGAGGAAAGAAACUGAAGUUCACCCAAGGGAUGGUUUCAGGGGAUGAGGUGUGGGUGUGUUGUGUAUUCCAAGUUAACUAGGCCUAUCUGGUUUCUUUCACUUGAAACUAGAGACUCUGUUUGCCAAACUUCUUAAUCUUGGGGGCCAGUAGACUGGUUCCUCACUUUACCUAUCAUAUGCUAAGACCCUCCCCUCACCCCACUAUGGCUAUCCGUGAGAUACCAGGAUGUUGGAAACCAGAGGCUCCCAGCCUGGAGGCCCAGGCUUUCCUAUGCCUGCCUGUGUGCCAUCGCGCCCCACCCUUCUCUUGUAUGCCCUGCCCUGUGCUUACGUAAUUGCAUUCCAGCCAGUUAAUAAAGUGCCUCUUGUACAGAUA